CAGCGCCUCUUCACAGUUUUCCCCCCAGGUGGCGGCGUCCUUUCUUCUUUACACAAAACACCACCACACCUCCUCUUUGCUGUGUAUUUUCUACCCCGCGUGUGUUUAUAAACGGUUAUACUCCCAUAUUCAACUAGCAAACAUGGCCCGCAUCGCCCCAGCUGUUACUGUGUCGCUAAACGACCUCAAAGCCGGAAACAUUCCCUUUGAAACCUUGCAAGAAGCAUUCGGACCCGAGUCUCUUGGUAUUCUCAUUGUCAAGGAUAUCCCUGAAGAGUUUGCUGAGCUUCGACACCAGACUCUGUCCUAUGGCUCAUAUCUCGGUAACCUCCCCAGUGAAGAGCUAGCUAAACUCGAGAAUGUCAAGUCAAAGUACUUGACCGGCUGGUCAUUGGGAAAGGAAACACUUAAGAACGGCACCCCAGACACCUACAAAGGCUCAUACUACGCCAACUGCGCCUUCCACCAGGAUCCUACUCUUGAGUGCUCGCCUCCUACAGACAACUUCAACAUUGACACAUUCCCCGAGUACUUGUCUCCCAACGUAUGGCCACCACAAGAAACGCUUCCUGGCUUCAAGCCCUCGGUAACCACUCUCUGCAACCUCAUCAUUGAUGUAGCAGCUCUUGUCGCUAGAGCCUGUGAUCGCUACGCCGAAAAGGAAAUUGAAGGCUACCCUAAGGGCUAUCUUGAGCACGUUGUGAGCUCGUCGCACACCACGAAGGCUCGCCUGCUUCACUACUUCCCUCAAAGCCCUGAAGAUAUCGUCGACGGCACAGAAGAUGACUGGUGUGCUACACAUCUCGACCACGGCUGUCUCACCGGCCUUACAUCCGCCAUGUUCAUUGAUGAGCAUGAGGUUAACCCCCAGGUACCAGCCGAUGCCAACAAGGCUGAAGGAACCUAUCUUCCCGCGCUUACAGAGCUUGCUGCCUCUCCAGAUCCUUCUGCUGGCCUGUAUAUCCACUCUCGUACUGGCGAAACCGUCCAGGUUAAGAUUCCCCGCGACUGCAUCGCCUUCCAAACUGGUGAGACGCUCGAGCGCAUCACUGCCGGCAAGUUCAAGGCCGUCCCUCAUUUCGUCCGCGGCGUUCGUGCCAAGCUUAGCGGUGGCAAGAUUGCACGCAACACACUCGCAGUGUUUACUCAGCCCAACCUCGAAGAGGAAGUUGACCUUAAGCAGCACAUCAACUUUGGCGAGUUUGCACGUGGCGUCGUUGCCAAGAACACUGUAGUAUAAAAUGUAUAUAAAAUGUCAUAAAUAAAAAAGUGAAUCCCUUUUUACAACAUUAUUCCGUCAAAUAUAUUACAUUAUUAGGCCCAUGCACCGACAACACUCAUGCCAAAGGCACCAAGGAGAACCAAAACGCACGCAAAAACACGCUCCUUGCCUCGGAGGUAACGCCAGCUUUCAUCACUCAAAAAGUCUUCUGACAAGAGCUCCACCAGGGAUGCAAAUGUAAGAAGACCGGCAGAGAUGGCGUUCAUGAUGCCUACCAUGAGCAGACCAACCUCGGAAUCCUGGCUGUAAAGGUUGUGGACAGCAAGGCCGAUUGCUUGACCAAGUGGGGUG
This is a messenger RNA of [Torrubiella] hemipterigena, 1573 nucleotides long. The record is from the annotation of a GenBank genome assembly. Lineage: Eukaryota; Fungi; Ascomycota; Sordariomycetes; Hypocreales; Clavicipitaceae.